This is a messenger RNA of Helianthus annuus (common sunflower), 1879 nucleotides long. Its product is annotated as pentatricopeptide repeat-containing protein At1g02370, mitochondrial. Gene Ontology annotation, molecular function: protein binding. The transcript has 2 exons. NCBI's taxonomy places the organism in Eukaryota, Viridiplantae, Streptophyta, Magnoliopsida, Asterales, Asteraceae. The record is from RefSeq and is a predicted model, not a curated record. Bases 81 to 1622 code for a protein of 513 amino acids. Gene Ontology annotation, cellular component: mitochondrion.
AGACCUUUGAUAUUUUGAUGGUAUUAAACCCUUAAUAGAACCCCCAUCUUACAUCAACCCGAUCAAACAACGAAUCAACGAUGAUUAUAAUCCGCUGCCGGGGCCGGAUACCGUUAACCACAACAUCAACAAUCCUGAGAACCUUUUCGACAAUGGUGGAAGAAUCCAACGUUUCAUCUGAAAUUGUCUCGCCGCCACACAAACAAUCCGCAAACGAAAAACGGCUAUACAGACGGCUGUCGGAGCUAGGAGCCACCGGCGGCACAGUUGCACAAACAUUAAAUCAUUAUAUGAGAGAAGGUAAUUUUGUUAAGAAGAUUGAGUUAGAGAGAUGCGUUAGGGAACUCCGGCGGUAUGGCAAGUAUCAACAUGCUCUUGAGGUAAUGGAAUGGAUGGAUAAACGAGAAAUCAACUUUUCCAACACCGAUUUCGCAGUGCGUUUGGAUCUAAUAUCAAAGGUACACGGGGUGUCAGAAGCCGAAGAUUUUUUCAACAAUCUAUCUCCACAAUUACAGAACCGGAAUACAUACGGGGCUCUCUUAAACACUUACUGUAAGUUAAAAAUGGCCGAUAAAGCAUUGGCUCUUUUUAACGUAAUUGAUUCAAAAAACUUCACAACUUCAUUAGCUUACAACAAUAUAAUGACCUUAUACAUAGGAUUAGAACAGCCCGAAAAAGUUCCCCCAUUAAUAGAAGAAAUGAAAAGACGAAAAAUCUAUUUAAGCACAUUUACUUAUAACAUAUGGAUGCAAAGCUUCUCACUAUUAGGAGAUAUCGAGGGGGUAGAACGGGUAUUUGACGAAAUUGCAAGGGACGGAAAGGAAACUUGUAACUGGACUACUUACAGUAACCUUGCUGGAGCGUAUGUUAAAGCGGGUCUUGUCGAAAAAGCCGAGUCAGCUCUUAAAAUGCUCGAAAACGAGAUAAAAGAGCUAAAACACUCGUCACGUGAAGGGUACCAUUUUCUUAUAACGUUUUACUCUACACUUAACAAUCGAGAACAAGUUCAUCGCGUAUCGAGCUUACUAAAAUCUUCAUUUGAGACAACUAGUAACAUGAGUUAUCGAAUCAUACUUCAAGCUCUAUCUAAGGUGAACGAUCUUGAAGGAAUGAAGAAGUGGUUCGAAGAAUGGGAAUCAAACUGCUCGUAUUACGAUACCCGUGUGGCAAACGUUGUUAUAAGCGGUUAUCUACAACUCAACAUGGUUGAAGAAGCUGAGCUAGUCUUUCACGGAUCCGUAAAACGAUCAAGCGGCCCAUUUGUUCAAACGUUGGUAUUAUUUAUGAAACAUUAUCUUGCGAGGCAGCAGAUCGAUUUGGCUAUGAAAUGUUUGGAAACGGCUUCUGCACAAGCUGAAAUUGGUAACUGGUAUCCUCAUAGUGAGAGUAUCGAUGUGUUUCUGGAGUAUUUCGAGAAAGAGAAAGAUGUGGCGGGUGCGGAAAAGUUAUACAAGAUUCUGCAGAAGUUGAAGUGCGUUGAUGAUAAGGUGUAUAGUCACUUGUUGCAAACGUACAUUGCUGCUGGUAAAACUGAACCCGAUAUGGGCCAGAGGAUUGAAAGGGAUGGGAUUGUGGUAACAACCGAGCUCGGAAAUAUGCUUAAAAAAGUUUGUUCCGAGUAGUUUUUUACUUAAUGGGCCGGGCUUUGUGGUGGUUUGCCAACACUUCAGGCCCGAAGUUCUUCAUUCUGGGCUCCAAAUUUCAGGUUUUUUUUAAUCUUUUUCUGGACUUAUGUUUUAUUAGGUAAACUACAUGAAAUAUUGAAAUUAGUCUUUUGAUUUACACUUUUUUAUUUAGGCAUUGAUUUUCAGUUUUUACUGAGCUGUUAUUUAAAUUUCUUUACUGAGCUACCAAUUAUAUUUAUGUCUUGUUAGGAUUC